This is a messenger RNA of Nilaparvata lugens (brown planthopper), 2217 nucleotides long. RefSeq lists its product as uncharacterized. Lineage: Eukaryota; Metazoa; Arthropoda; Insecta; Hemiptera; Delphacidae. Gene Ontology annotation, cellular component: cytoplasm. Gene Ontology annotation, molecular function: ubiquitin protein ligase activity; ubiquitin conjugating enzyme binding. Bases 197 to 1708 code for a protein of 503 amino acids. The transcript is spliced from 5 exons. The record is from RefSeq and is a predicted model, not a curated record. Gene Ontology annotation, biological process: multicellular organism development; proteasome-mediated ubiquitin-dependent protein catabolic process.
AUGUAAGGCUUUGCCUGGAGCUUAAUCUGCAAAUCGAGGUUAAGGUGAAUUGGAAACCUUGUUGACUUGUAGUGUCGCGGCGCGCCGUUCAAUAUGCAUUUGCCUGCUCCGAUCCAGUCUCAAACUGAAGUCCAUUGAUACCUGUGUGCCCGCGCUUCCUGUCUGUGACGGAUAUAUCAGUUUAGUGUGAGGGAAGAUGGUGGGCUCGCCGGAAGAGCACCAGAGCUCGGCGGUACGCGUAUGUGAGGUGGCGCGAGGGGGUGGCAGCGAGGGAGGCGGCGGAGGUGGAUCUUGUGGCUUCCACCUGACACGGACCAAGUGGGACCCCUACCCAUGGGUGAGUGGCGUCGAUGCGGGCUCAGCGGCCGCCCUGGCUGGCCUGAGGGUUGGCGACUGCGUCCUCGAGGUCAACGGCGAGGAUGUGCUCGGGCUCCGGGUGGCCGAGAUAGCUGCCAGGGUCAAGCUCGACGCUCCGCUCAUCACGCUGCUGCUCUGGAACUCGGGGGCCGAUUCCAAUUGUGAUCCCGAGUCUUUGUGCUGCGGUCCAAUGCCGAGCAGCUUGCAGCGACUGGCAGCGUGCAUGGGUUCGAUCGUGGCGGGGCUGGAGUGCCCCGUCUGCCUGGAGACAAUCGGCCCCCCCACUCACCAGUGCGGCAACGGUCACCUCAUCUGCUCGCGAUGUCGCCUCCUCACCGAGCGCUGUCCCGUCUGCCGGCUCCGCUUCUCGCGUGGCCGAUGUUUGCUCGCUGAUCAGGUGCAUAACGCACUGACGGAAGCAUUCCGGCUGCGCGAAGAGUCUGCCGAGAUGUGGUCGGCCAAGAUCAAACAGCGACUGUUCGGCAAGAAAAAGCUGCCCGAGAAGCGACCGGCCAACUUUACCCUGAAGAACUCGCUCGGCCCGCCCAAGAACAAACUGCUGGCCAGGAUAAUGCGCGGCAAGUCCUCGUCGGUUGAGAACCUCUCAUCUUCGUCCAACAAGAAUUUCCUGAGCGUGGAGGCUCUGCCCGCUGCCAACGCCGGCAUGAAGAAGUCACACAGCAACAACGAGAUUUCCCGAAUGGAAAGCGCUCAGCCGCCCAACCGCUGUCCGUCACCCAACUUCUCUUCAUCAAAUGUUGACUGCUCGUCCUACAGAUCCUAUCAAGGGUCUACUGAGUCAUUAUCUCAAAGACUGUACACGGACUUUGGAGAGAACACGGUGGUGAAUGACGACGGCUGCAUCUACAACUGUCCGUGCUCGGGCGACUGUCGGGCAUCACUGAGGAAGCGAGAGGUGCUCAGUCACGUGAGGGACGACCAUGACGGUCCACUAGUCCAGUACUACAAGCCCAGAGUCCUCAUCCCUCUACCAGUCAUCCUCCCGGAGAACAGCACCGUUAUGAUCCUCAUCGACGGCCGCAUCUAUUUCCUCAGGAUCCUGAAAGACAACUCGGGGAACAUGUUCGUCUGGAUGUGGAUGUUGGCUGAUAAAUCCAAGUCUGAGAACAUGCGAAUGGUGCUCACUUUGAAAGGCAACGACUGGGAUGGACCUGAGCUCAGUUACAAUUGUGAGGUGUUUUCGUUAGCAUCCUCCUCAUGGGAGGACAUUGUAUCCACUAAACGCGGCAUACUCAUCACCUCACAAACGGUCAGUGCGCACUUCUCAGAGCAGAAAGUCAAAUUGGAAGUGAAUCUUGUGAAUAAGACGAAAAUACCUGUACUCGUGUGAACGAUAUUUCUACAACUAUUUGUCAUGUUAUAUCUACUGAAAAAUGAUUAAAACUUAUUUUAAACUUUUUAGAACUUACGAGAACUAAGUCAAAAACUUGGAUGGAACAUGUUUAUUUUUUUCCAUACAAUCUAACAAUUAAUAUUAUCUUAUUAGUGAAUUAUUUCGAAUUAUCAUUUUCCCAAUUCUAAAACUUUCGUGAUUCAUGACUGAGCUAAGUCAAAAUAUUAGACAAGUCGAGUGUAGUGUCAUGGAGACAAUCUUGCGUGAAAUCAAUCCUGAUCCCUAUAAACAUACAAAAAAUAAUACCUAUAAAAUGAGUACCUAUGGUAGCGUAUUUAUAUUUUUUUCAUAAUUAUUAUAUAUUUCUGAAUUGGCUUCUUUUAGAUUAUUAGUUCAACAUCCGAUUAAUAAUUUUAUAUUAUGUUGAAAAUAUUGAAUAGUAUUAUUUCUGGUUGUGAAGAAUUAUAAUUGAUAGACGUUGAGUAAAAUAAUGAUCCACUCUUUGA